GUCAGAAGCCAGCAGUCCAUAUGAAGGACCACACAGGAGCAAAGAGCAUGGUCAAGGGAAGCCACGGGUCAGAAGCUAAGAGUCUAUACAGAGCAGCAGCUGAGGGUCGAAAGCCAGGAGUCAAGACAAGAAGGAAUAACAGACAGAGACUGUGGCUGUUUAAAGGGGCUGAACUCUAUUCCUUAACUGGACGCUCCUACGGAGAGAAGACAAUUCUUCAGCCCCUGGAGGAGGAUCAAGGUCAUCUUCUGAGUCAGAGGAUAUGGGCAACGGAGUAUCCUUGGGUUUCUGUCUGCUGCUGCUUCUUCAUACUGUUCCUGUUCCUGUCAGAGCUUACUGGAUUCAUAGCUACUGAAAUCGUUAACGAGCUUUACGUGGACGACCCAGACAAAGACAGUGGUGGUAAAAUAGAAGUAAAUUUGAACAUCAGCUUGCCAAAUCUGCACUGUGAAUUGAUUGGAUUGGAUAUUCAAGAUGAAAUGGGAAGGCAUGAAGUUGGCCACAUUGAUAACUCAAUGAAAAUUCCUCUGAAUAAUGGAGAUGGCUGCAGGUUUGAAGGCCGUUUCAGCAUCAACAAGGUGCCAGGUAAUUUUCACGUAUCGACACACAGUGCCACUGCGCAGCCUCAAAAUCCUGACAUGACGCACGUCAUCCACAAACUCUGCUUCGGUGACACACUGCAGGUACAGAGCAUUCAUGGAGCGUUCAAUGCGCUGGAAGGGGCAGACAAGCUCAGCUCAAACCCUCUUGCAUCCCAUGAUUAUAUACUGAAGAUUGUCCCCACUGUAUAUGAAGACAUGAGUGGCAAACAACGGUACUCAUACCAAUAUACUGUAGCCAAUAAGGAGUAUGUCGCCUACAGCCACACCGGGCGCAUCAUUCCAGCUAUCUGGUUUCGCUAUGACUUGAGUCCUAUCACAGUUAAAUAUACAGAAAGGCGACAGCCCUUGUACAGAUUUAUCACCACAAUCUCAGAUUUGUGCUAUCAUUGGAGGAACAUUCACUGUGGCUGGGAUUCUUGACUCCUGCAUUUUCACUGCCUCUGAAGCCUGGAAAAAAAUCCAACUAGGAAAGAUGCAAUAGCAAAGCAGCUCUUAUCCAGGUCUCAUGGGACUGAAGCAAAGAAUGAGAAGCCCACUGCUAUCUAUUUUUCUCGUUUGUAUCAGAUUGAAUUGGUAUAUGUCUCUUUCAUUAAUUCAUUGAAGACUUCUUCAAAGAGCAAGAAACAAGACAAGUUAAGUUUCUGAACACUGGCAGCAUUAACAAGGAGACUUGUGGUUCUGUGCUUUCCAUCCUCUGAAAAUGGUUCUGAAGCUCAUCACCUUUUAUGACAUAAAACCAAAUCCUAUGGAUCUGACUAGUAUAAUUAUUUUAAGAGCCUCACAGGUGCUGAAGUCAAGGCAAAAGUUUAGUUAGAAUUAAUUAUGCAAAUCAGACUUUCACUCUAGAUUCUGUAAUUGUACAAUCAUUUUGUUUUAUUUCAAAUUGUGUAUGUGUGUUUAAAAAACAGAAGGCUAGCCCUGGAUAUUCACAACAAUGAUAGGUUAAUUUAAACAGUUAUGAAGAACAGAAACAGAAAUGAAAUAAACAAAUAGGUUAGAACAACCUGGAAAGUUUCCCUUUGAAUGCUUGUCCUCUCCUUGGGCAACAGUGUCAGACAGAAUUAAGUAUACCUGAUUCCCCAGGAUAAGUAUCAUUGAGUCUAUUUCUUUUACUCUACUUGGAUGUUAAAAUACUUUAACUUCACUCCAGAACUGAAUAUCCAGUCUCAGUGUUUACAGGUGGCAUGAAGUUCCAGGGGGGAAAAGAUAGAACAAAUGAAGUAAGAACUAUAAUAUGUGGCCUUUGUAGAUGAAGGGGAGUAUGAGUUGCUGCACUUUUGCAUGCUUUCUCCUGCCUUUUUAACAACAAGAUCACCCAGCUGUCCAGGUUAGGACCAUUGAUGUCAAAGGCGAGAGACUGAGGGCUACUCGAACACUACUCUGAUGAGAGAGCAUAAUUUAAAAAGGCAUGUGGUGUAUUGCACACAUAUGGAGAACACUGGAAGUAGCCCUCAGUAUGAGGAGUCCAAAUGUCAUGUACACUUGCCGUGAUUUGCUUAUCUUCUGGAAUAAUUUUAUGAUUAUGGUUGCCAAACUGACAGCACCAAAGGCAAGGGUAUAUUUUUAACUGACUCAUAGGAGAUAGGUACAGCACUGUGAAAAACAAGACAAAGUUGCCACGCAGGCAUUUUUCUGCUGGUAUGGUUCAAUGUUAAGUAUGAAAUAAUUUGUUCUUAACCUUAAGUAAGUGUGCGACUGUGUGCAUAUGUAUGCGUGUAUGUAGAAUAGUGUGUUCUUCUAUGUGGGAUGUAUGUGUGGGGAGGCAGAAAUACUGCCAGGUGUGGUUUUUAAUACACCAUUGUUCUAGUUUUUAAUGAACCAGUGUCAAGACCUGUCAAUUUCCAUUGAUCUCAGAAAGCCCUUUCAUAAAUGAACCACAAUAAUUAUUGCAUGCUUUGUACAUUUUGUGAUGGUACACAACCAUCAGUUGUGUGGGUUUUGCUACACCUCCUAAAAUAAACUCUUGAGAAUGCUAUAAUUUGGGGGGAAGGCAUUAUUUCCUGUUGAAAUGAUGUGUGACCCUUUAAGGGUUACCUAUUUUUAAAGCAUCAGAUCAAUACACUGUGACUAAAUGAAUUUUAUCCAGAAGUAUUUCAAACUGCCCAGUAUGUCUACUGCGGUUUUCAUUGUAUUAUAAUGUGGGGAAGGUAGUCAAUUGUCUUUUAUUAAAAAAAAUUAGUUGGUUUUCUCUCAGUACUUUUACAGUAAUAUCUGUAAAACACUUUAGAAUUUCCUCCUAUUUUUCUUAUGAAAUGAUUUAUCUUGCUGUAAAACUGGAUCUUGUAACUUCCUGUAUCUCCUUUAAUAAUUGAAUGGAUUUUAUACAUUUUUUCAUUUGCAAAAAUCAAGUUGAAAAUAAUACAUGUGUGUUCA
Hemicordylus capensis (graceful crag lizard) is the source of this 2975-nucleotide messenger RNA. RefSeq names its product endoplasmic reticulum-golgi intermediate compartment 1 (gene ERGIC1). The transcript is spliced from 10 exons. Lineage: Eukaryota; Metazoa; Chordata; Lepidosauria; Squamata; Cordylidae. Gene Ontology annotation, cellular component: endoplasmic reticulum; endoplasmic reticulum membrane; COPII-coated ER to Golgi transport vesicle. Gene Ontology annotation, biological process: retrograde vesicle-mediated transport, Golgi to endoplasmic reticulum; endoplasmic reticulum to Golgi vesicle-mediated transport. The record is from RefSeq and is a predicted model, not a curated record. The coding region runs from base 21 to 1022 and encodes 333 amino acids.